AUGGUGGUAUAUCUCCCUGAGAAGGACUAUGAAUUCCCUAAUAUCGAUUUGUUAACUCUUCUUUUUGAAUCGCCCAUUCCACAUAGCACAGAGAGCACAGUACUUCAUGCUGAAGCGGCGGAUCCCUCGAACGCAACCACCAAAGCUCAGACGCGUCUUCUCACCCGCCAGAUUGCGUACAUCUUGCGCAACCACUUCGGUGUUGGGAGCCAAGGCGCAGGGAAGGAUGUCAUUGUGGGUGUUUCCGAAGGCCAGGUGUUAUUACCGUCCGUCUUCUAUGGAGUUAUAGCAGCUGGUGGUGUGUGGAGUGCCGCUUCCUCAACCGCUACUCCUCCUGAGUUGGAAAGGCAAAUCCGUCAGGGAAACAGCCGUUUGCUCAUCACAGGCCCAGGGUGCAAGGAUGUGGUGUUAAAGGCAGCCAAGGCUGCUGGGGUGCCACAGAGCCGCGUUCUUAUUUUGCGAAGUGCAGGCCAUGAGCGUGUGUUUGAAAACUCUGCCACGGGACAAAACUAUUUAGAUGGCUUGAAGCCGUCCGAGGUGCUUGACUGGGAGCGCAUCACAGACCCUAAGAAACUGGAAGACUCGCUUAUUUGUUUGCUGUACAGUUCCGGCACGACUGGUGUGCCGAAGGGUGUUAACAUCUCGCAUACAAACAUGGUCACAGAGGCUCUGAUCCCCCUCUACUAUGACCUCGAGUAUAUUGCGAAGAGACGAGCGACGGACCCUACCUAUGAGCACCCGUACCGCACACUGGCGCACCUUCCGACUGCCCAUGUUGCUGGGUGCCAGGGGUACUUUGCGAACCCUGCCGUUGCUGGAGGCACAGUUUUCUGGAUGCCAAAGUUCGAUUUUCAGAAGUUCCUUGGGUACAACAAAAAGCUGGAAAUCACAUCGUUUUUUUCUGUGCCUCCAAUCUAUUUGUUGAUCGCUCAGAGCCCGGACGUUACGGACCAGUUCAAGUCAUUGCGUCGCGCGUACUCUGGCGCUGCCCCCAUGGGAGCGGAUCUGCAGACCAAGGCGCAAAAGAAACUUGGAUGCCUGAUAAACCAGACAUGGGGCCUGAGUGAAACGACAGGUAGCACCACAGGUAGUGUGAGUCGUCUAUGGCCAAACAUGCGUCUGCGUAUUGUCGACGAGGACGGCAAGGAUGUCGAGGAGGGUAAAGAGGGCGAAUUCCUUGUAAAAGGACCCGUGGUUACCAAGGGCUAUUAUGGGAAUCCGCAAGCCACCAAGGAAGCCUUCACCGAUGACGGCUGGUUCAAGUCUGGAGACAUUGGUGUGCGCCGCGACGGACUGUUCUAUAUCGUUGAUCGAAAGAAGGAACUCAUCAAAUACAAAGGUCUCCAAGUCGCCCCUGCCGAGCUCGAAGCCCACCUUAUCUCGCACCCUCUCAUCUACGAUGCAGCCGUCAUUGGUGUCCCAGCACCUGACGGCUCUGGGAACGAAGUUCCACGCGCAUAUAUCGUUGCGGAUAAAGCGAAAAUCAGCGAAGACCAGGUCAAGGACUUUGUCAAAAGCCACCUUGCACAUUACAAGCAGCUCCGCGGUGGCGUGGUAUAUCUGCCAGCCAUCCCAAAGAGUCCGAGUGGAAAGAUCUUGCGCCGCGAACUUCGUGAGCUGGUGAAGAAGGAGGCUGGCGGUUCCAAGUUGUAA
Aspergillus nidulans FGSC A4 is the source of this 1653-nucleotide messenger RNA. RefSeq lists its product as uncharacterized. The coding region runs from base 1 to 1653 and encodes 550 amino acids. Lineage: Eukaryota; Fungi; Ascomycota; Eurotiomycetes; Eurotiales; Aspergillaceae. The transcript is spliced from 4 exons. The record is from RefSeq and is a predicted model, not a curated record.